This is a messenger RNA of Suillus discolor, 816 nucleotides long. RefSeq lists its product as uncharacterized. The record is from RefSeq and is a predicted model, not a curated record. Lineage: Eukaryota; Fungi; Basidiomycota; Agaricomycetes; Boletales; Suillaceae. The transcript has a single exon. The coding region runs from base 438 to 749 and encodes 103 amino acids.
ACGUACUCUGACCCACUGACCACAGCUCUUCAGUGACUCAAAGGCAUCACCACAUGGUCUCUACCAACCUUCUCAGAUGCAGGAGAAAACUUCGUAGGCUCUUCUAUCCAUGAAGGUUCUAUCAUACAUCAGCUAAACGCUGCGGGAAAGGUAUGUGCUGACUACUUUUUCCCUGAUACAAUUCAAAGGAAAGAUUGCUCUCGCUGGUGAUGACACUUGGCUCACCCUUUUCCCAGAUGCCUUCCAGCCAAACAUGACAUUUGCCUUUGACUCCUUCGACGUCGAAGACCUUCACACCGUAGACCAGGGUGUCAUCGACAAUCUUUUACCUUUGAUGCGACAUCAUCGAAACUCAUGGAGUUUUGCCAUUGGUCAUGGUUUAGGUGUCGAUCACGCAGGCCCAGACCAUCCCGUCCUCAGGAAAAAAAAUCGAGCAGAUGAACAUAUUCCCGUUGCUCUCAACACCUUUAGGUCCUUUUGCUCGAAGUGCUGGCAAUGUCACUGAUCGUAUCUGGAACCUCCCUUCCCACCCCCGCCCGAACGUACUAAGAGUCGCAUUAGCGAUGUCGUUAUAUUUUGCGGUGUUGGCGUUUGGAGCAGGGUUGAGGCGGCAUUUGAUGGUAUGGGUGAUCUUUGCGCCCAGGUGUUUGGUGGUUGUAUUUGGGCUUUUGGUUGUCGAUCUGGGUGUUUUGGUUGAUGUGGGGGUUGGGGUUGGGAGGGUUUUGACUCUUGGGAGGGGCGGUGGGUAAGCAGUGUUGUGUUAUAUGCUAGAAUUGAAUUGAGCUCCUUGGGUCAGCCGCUCUGGCCACGUACCGU